AUGUUUCGUGUGGGCACGGCUAUGGGAGGUGGAGGUGGCGGUGGCGGAGGCGGCGGUGGUGGUGGGGGAGGGGCCGGGGCGGCGGAGCAGCGUGCGUCCGAGAGACAGAACACCUCACACCAUCUACCGAGCGGAUGGGACCACAAAAGGAAGUCGCUGCCCAAGAUAGUCGGCUCGAACGAAGGCUGCGAUCAAAACGCCGGUCAAGUCCACGUUGGAGAAGCGAACCAGGGCUUCUACCAACAAGCCGCCGGAAAUGGAGCUGCAGGCCCGGGUGGAACCUCCGAAACUAACUUCGAACCAAUUACACAUGACCACUCACUCUGCGAGAGAGUCACCAUCAAUGUAUCGGGGCUCCGCUUCGAAACUCAGCUGAGGACUUUGAAACAAUUUCCGGACACGCUUUUGGGCGACGCCCGGCGUAGAAUUCGCUACUACGAUCCUCUACGAAACGAAUAUUUCUUCGACCGCAAUCGGCCCUCGUUCGACGCAAUUUUAUACUACUACCAGAGCGGUGGACGGCUGAGGAGGCCGGUGAGUGUCCCGUUGGACGUGUUCGCCGAGGAAAUCAAAUUUUUCGAGCUCGGAGAAGGAGCUUUUAACAAGUUUCGAGAAGACGAGGGCUUCAUCAAGGAGGAAGAGCGGCCGCUUCCUGCCAACGAAUUCCAAAGGAAAAUGUGGUUGUUAUUCGAAUACCCGGAAAGCUCACAAGCCGCACGUGUAGUGGCCAUCAUCUCCGUGGUUGUAAUCCUGCUAUCGAUCGUGAUUUUCUGCCUGGAAACGCUGCCCGUGUUCAAGCACUAUCGGAUGUUCGCCGUCGCUGGGAACAAGACUCGUGUAGUUGAGGACGAAGUUCCAAAACUCACGGAACCGUUCUUUCUCAUCGAGACAUGCUGUAUCGUCUGGUUUACAUUUGAACUGGCUGUCAGAUUCUCAGCCUGUCCGUGCAAAUUCGCAUUUUUCAAAGACGUCAUGAACAGCAUUGAUCUAAUCGCCAUCAUUCCCUACUUUAUCACACUAGGUACGGUGAUCGCUCGUGAACGGGAAGGCCCCUCAUUGCUGCCGCCAGGAGAUAAGUCCUCGAAUCAGGCAAUGUCCCUAGCUAUACUUAGGGUCAUCCGCCUCGUGCGUGUGUUUCGAAUAUUCAAACUUUCACGGCACUCCAAAGGACUUCAAAUCCUCGGUCGGACUCUGAAGGCUUCUAUGAGAGAGUUAGGACUACUCAUAUUUUUCCUAUUCAUUGGUGUGAUACUAUUCUCAUCAGCGGUUUACUACGCAGAAGCUGACUCCGAAAGGUCGUACUUUAAGAGCAUUCCAGACGCGUUCUGGUGGGCUGUGGUCACCAUGACCACAGUGGGUUACGGAGAUAUGAGACCCGUUGGUAUCUGGGGCAAGGUGGUGGGUUCACUAUGCGCAAUUGCGGGAGUGCUCACAAUUGCUCUGCCCGUUCCUGUGAUCGUGUCCAAUUUCAACUACUUCUAUCAUCGGGAAACGGACCAAGAGGAGAUGCACGGGGCCCACAACUUCUCGCACGUAACGUCGUGCCCUUAUCUGCCUGGGGGCAACGGUGCGGGCGUUGAAGAGAUACCAUCCUCUCAGAAAGGCUCCAUGCAGUUCAAGCAGAGCGCUACCACCAUGACUUCUACCAACCCCAACAUAAUUACAGCGGCUUCGCCCACCAAUCAACAACGACUGGCAAGCAUGACUUGCAAGUCGUUGGAAGCAGAUUGCUGGUCGUGCUCUAGCGCAGGUGGGGGCGAAACUGAGGGCGCGCCCGAUCUGAACUCCUUGACGGCGCCUCUCACGGAGUCGACAGUGGCCCCAUCGCCUGAGAAACGCUUCGAGACCGACGUAUGA
Messenger RNA from Galendromus occidentalis (western predatory mite), 1857 nucleotides. Its product is annotated as Potassium voltage-gated channel protein Shaker. The record is from RefSeq and is a predicted model, not a curated record. The coding region runs from base 1 to 1857 and encodes 618 amino acids. The transcript is spliced from 8 exons. Gene Ontology annotation, biological process: action potential; potassium ion transmembrane transport; protein homooligomerization. Gene Ontology annotation, molecular function: delayed rectifier potassium channel activity; protein binding. NCBI's taxonomy places the organism in Eukaryota, Metazoa, Arthropoda, Arachnida, Mesostigmata, Phytoseiidae. Gene Ontology annotation, cellular component: membrane; voltage-gated potassium channel complex.